Psilocybe cubensis is the source of this 1680-nucleotide messenger RNA. RefSeq lists its product as uncharacterized. The transcript is spliced from 8 exons. Lineage: Eukaryota; Fungi; Basidiomycota; Agaricomycetes; Agaricales; Agrocybaceae. The coding region runs from base 1 to 1680 and encodes 559 amino acids. Gene Ontology annotation, biological process: defense response; superoxide anion generation. The record is from RefSeq and is a predicted model, not a curated record. Gene Ontology annotation, molecular function: superoxide-generating NAD(P)H oxidase activity. Gene Ontology annotation, cellular component: plasma membrane; NADPH oxidase complex.
AUGGGCGAGACUUGGUUCCAACGAGAGUUUUUGUCGCCACGCCGACUUUUUUUUAAUAUUUUGUUCUAUGGCUCUCAUGUCGCCCUCUUUGCCUAUGGCUGGUGGAGUCAGGCCACAAAUACCAGGUUAGCUGGCCUCAAUACUCUCAAAUUCUCGGUUUGGUUGUCCCGCGGUGCGGGUCUGGUCCUGGCGUACGAUGGAGGUCUCAUACUCCUCCCCAUGCUCCGCAACAUCAUCCGUGUCAUUCGUCCCAAGCUCGCCUGGGCAUUCCCCGCCGACGAAAACAUCUGGUUCCACAGACAGGUUGCCUACUCUAUGGCUUUCUGGGCCAUGGUCCACACAACCGCCCACUACGUCAACUUUAUCAAUGUCGAACGCACCCAAAUCCGUAAACAAACUGCCCAAGAUAUCCAUUACACUCAACCCGGUGGCAUAACUGGUCAUUUCAUGUUGCUUAUCAUGGUAUUGAUGUAUACAACCGCCCACAAGAAGAUCCGCGCUCAAUGCUUCGAGGCUUUCUGGUACACUCACCACCUCGCAUUCUUCUUCAUGCUCGGCCUUUACACUCACGCAACUGGAUGCUUCGUCCGAGACACUGCAGAGCCUGAUUUCAUCAAGUCAUUCCCCUUCUACUCUACUGAGCACUGCCUGGGCUACUUGAGCUGGAGGUUCAUUAUCUGGCCCGGUAUCAUCUACUUUGGAGAACGUGUUUGGCGUGAGAUCCGUGCACGCAGAGCUACCCGUCUCUCCAAGGUCCUCGUACAUCCCAGUGGUGCCAUGGAGCUUCGCAUUGUCAAGCCAAGUUUCAAGUACACAGCCGGACAGUGGCUUUUCAUCCAAAUCCCGGAGUUAUCAAGUUUCCAGUGGCAUCCAUUCACCAUCACCUCCGCACCCGAGGAUCCAUAUGUUUCAGUGCACAUCCGUCAGGUUGGAGACUGGACACAUUCACUCGGAACACGCCUGGGAGUUGGCCCGUCCGUCGUUGCUGCCAUGACUCAAGCUGCUAUGAAGGGCGCUGAGAAGGAUGAGAAAUACGGCAUCUCUCGUGGCGACUUCGUUGAACUUGACCCCACCGUUUCCUCUAUCACGCUUCCCAGCGUGCGCAUUGAUGGUCCUUACGGUGCACCAGCCGAAGAUGUGUUUAACAACGAAGUUGCUAUACUCAUUGGUGCUGGUAUCGGUGUCACACCAUUUGCGUCCAUUCUCAAGCACAUUUGGUACAGACAAAAGAAAGGAAAGCUUGGUUCUCUCCGUCGCGUCGAGUUCUUCUGGGUCUGCCGUGAUGCCCCGUCUUUUGGGUGGUUCCAAAGCUUGCUUCAGGAAGUCGAAGCUGCUCAAGCUGAUCCGAACUUCCUCCGUAUCAACAUCUACCUCACCCAAAAGAUUGGAGAAGACAUGCUCUGGAACAUUGCCGUUAACGAUGCUGGUGCAGAUUACGACCCCUUGACACUCCUUAGGUCUCGUACCAUGUUCGGACGCCCAGACUGGAAGGCCAUCUAUUCCCAAAUGAGGCAAGCUAUCGAGUCUGGCCAAUACCUCCCCGGAUCCACCUCGCAACUGAAAACCAAAGUCGGCACAUACUUUUGUGGACCUGGAGUUCUCGCCAAGGCAAUCAAGGAGGCUACCGUUGAAAAUUCUAACAAGUCUGUCGAAUUCCUGUUUGCAAAGGAACACUUCUGA